AGGUCCCGGAAGCGGAAGUGCCGCGCACUUCCGGUGCGCAGCGGGCGGCCAUGUUGGAGCAGCGGAGGCGGCGCAGAGGCGCGUCCUGGGUCCCCGCGGCGGCGCCGGUGCCGAUCGCUGGUUUGUGGAUACCCAGGCCGAUCUGCAGUGCCUAAUGCCAUGAGCGUGGUGCAGCAUGUGGAGGAGAAAGCUGUGCACUCCUGGUCGCGGAUCUCCACGGCAGGGAAGAAGGCCCUGGAGGAGGCGCUGCUUGUCUUUAACCCCAUGAGCCAGGAUCUCAGUGCCACAGAGGCCCAGCUUGUAGCCUUCCUGCAGGGCCUGCGGGAUGAUGGCUUCCAACCCACCAUCCUUCGCAGCGGUGAUGUCUAUGGCUAUAGUUCAUGUACAGCCAACCCCCCAAGCCAGACGAAGCUGCAAGCCCGUGCCCCCACCCCCGCUGCCACAUCACCUCCAGCCAGUGCUCCCCGAACUGCUAUGCGGCUGCCUGCAGGCCGGGCCACGCUGCUCCCUAUGCCACUAUCUGGAAGGCUGGCCAAAGCAUCCACACCAGCCCUUUCCAAGCAUGCUACCACCAACCUGCUGCUGAGCUCCCUAAAGCAGUCAAGUGCCAGCCGUGCCCGGGGUGCAGCAGUGGGCUUCCCCACCCACCUCUAUCCAGGUGUCUACCCUGCUAUGCGGCUCUCUGUUGUCCUUGAGGCCCUGGUUCCACUAAAGGCUCCCAUGCCCUGCCUGGGUGCCAAGCACAAGGCACAGUCACUGCAGCUCUCACUUGCUGACUCUCCCCUGAAGCUGCGCAGAGGUCCAGGGAAGAGGCAGGGUAACUGUCGGCCCAAAGCUCCCAGAAAAGCCACAGGCAAGGGCCCUAAGAAUCUGACUCACAGAGGCCCCAGGGCCAGACCCCAACAAGGCACUAUACCCCGGAACAAGACCUACAAGGCCACCGGGUCCCUCAGUGGCCUACGAAUGAAAGGUGGCUCUGCCCUGGGCACAAAAACAUCCCAGGCCAAGUCAGCUCGAACACCAGCCAAAGCUGCCCAGGCCAAGGUGGCUCGAACACAGGCCAAAGCUGCCAAGGCUCGGGCAAAAGCCAAGGCAGCACAGAUCAGGGCCAGGGCCAAGGCAGCACGGAUCAGGGCCAAGGCCAAGGCAGCACAGAUCAAGGCCAAAGCCAAGGCAGUGAGGGCUAAGGCCAAGGCGGUGCGGGCCAAGGCCAAAGCAGUGCGGGCCAAGGCCAAAGCAGUGCGGGCCAAGACCAAGGUGGUACAGGCCAAGGCCAAGGUGGCUCGGACCCAGCCCAGGAGCAGGGGCAGGCCAAAAGGGUCUGUUCAGGCCAGGACUGCAAGGAGGGGCCCAAAAAGCCGCCCAGAGACCGUGGGGCAGAAGAGGAAAAGGGCUGAGGAGUCAAAGGAUCUUCCUCCCCGGAAAAGAACACGACUUGGGCCACGAUCCCCUAAGGCAUGGCUAGGGCCUGGAACAGCAAAGCUGCUGAAAUUCCGGGCCAUCAAGGUGGACAGGCGGUCUUCGGAUGAUGAGGUGCGGCAGCGGGCUCAGCGGAUCCUCCAUGUGAACCUGUCCCCUGUAAUACAUCUCCAGCCAUUGCUGCCAUACUCAGCACCCUGAUUCCUUCGUAAAGUUAUGUUUGGGGAAACUGAGCCCAGUUGUCUGCGUGGCCAGUGGCACAGUGUGCAAUGCCCAUGGAUUCUACAACCCAAGGACUCCAGGUGCCUCUCCAGGGCUCUGAGCCACCAUUCUCCUUUCAGAGACUGGAGGAUGCGGGGUGGUAUGGGUGGGCGGGAAGGGUGUUCUCAUGGCGCGAUGCACUGUGAUUUGUUAUUCUUCAAGUUGUACCUCCACUGUUCCCAUCUAUCACGUUUUAUACCUUUCCACCUUCCA
Mustela erminea (ermine) is the source of this 1893-nucleotide messenger RNA. RefSeq names its product coiled-coil domain containing 71 (gene CCDC71). NCBI's taxonomy places the organism in Eukaryota, Metazoa, Chordata, Mammalia, Carnivora, Mustelidae. The transcript has 2 exons. Bases 160 to 1620 code for a protein of 486 amino acids. The record is from RefSeq and is a predicted model, not a curated record.